This is a messenger RNA of Penicillium robsamsonii, 615 nucleotides long. RefSeq lists its product as uncharacterized. The transcript is spliced from 3 exons. The coding region runs from base 1 to 615 and encodes 204 amino acids. Lineage: Eukaryota; Fungi; Ascomycota; Eurotiomycetes; Eurotiales; Aspergillaceae. The record is from RefSeq and is a predicted model, not a curated record.
AUGAUUUUGAAAGCUCUUCUGGCAUUGACAACUCUGGGGUUUGCUGCAGAGUAUCCAGUCGUCUCUCUAUUCAUUCCAAAUGCCGACCCUCAGUCCUUGUUAGGUGAAGUUUUGGCAGAGCAAUCAGCAACAACUACAUACAGUAUCAAUUGCCCAGCCGGUCGCACCAAUAGUACGGAAUGUGGCAUGGGCCCAGGCCUAUUUUUGACCGCAGCCCCAACCAGUGUCGAAUAUAUGAUCAGUGCUGAGUCUGAUAACAUAUAUAAUCACGUUGUCUGUGAUAUGACCGAUCUCCCGACCGGAACUUAUACCUGUACAGACACUGUUACCGGGAAAGGGGCCAAUACGCCCGGCACCAGCACCUCAACUCUGCCAUGGGACCAGAUAACGUUGUUGCCGGUUACAAUCACUUCCACUGCUAAUGCGGUGGCGGCAACAGUAAGCAACGGCAGUACCACUACUCCAGGUACUACUGAAGUUGUGUCGAGUAGCGAGGCAUCACCCGCUGCUGCCACCGUCAGUCCUACUCCAGUGGCAGGUGUGGCUGCGAGGUCAAGGCCGACUGGUCUCGUGCUAGCUUGCGGUGCAGUUCAAGCUCUGGCAGGACUGCUGUAG